Plasmodium malariae is the source of this 3330-nucleotide messenger RNA. RefSeq names its product conserved Plasmodium protein, unknown function. The coding region runs from base 1 to 3330 and encodes 1109 amino acids. The transcript is spliced from 4 exons. The record is from RefSeq and is a predicted model, not a curated record. Gene Ontology annotation, cellular component: membrane; Golgi trans cisterna; Golgi medial cisterna. NCBI's taxonomy places the organism in Eukaryota, Apicomplexa, Aconoidasida, Haemosporida, Plasmodiidae.
AUGGGGCAGAAUAGCAGCAAAAGCAUUCAUUCCCUUAUACUGAAAUUGAAAGAAAAGGAUUUAAAAGAAACAGAACUCUAUUCCGAAUUGUUGCACUUGGACGACACUUUCAAAAGUGAUAACAAUUUUUAUUUAAUCAAAAAAAUUGUAGACGAUGUGACCAAUUUAACCUUUUUAUUUAAAUUUUUAAUGAACACAUUAAAAAACAUUUUGCAAGAUUCAAGUGACGAGCGGGUACGUGAGUGCAAGGUUUGUGUAAAAAUAUGCCUUAGUAUACUCCCAGUGAUCCAGUACAAUUACAAGAAAAGAGACAUCUUUAGCUUAAUGUGGAAAGAAAACUGUAUGGAAAUAUUGGAUGAACGUAAUUACAUUUGUAAUAAUAUACUAAUAUUACAUAUUUUCAAUUUUUUACUGAUAAUUUUAUUCACUGAAAACAUAAGUAUCAACAAAGCAAUAUGUGAAAGCCGUCAUAGUGGUAUUACUAGUCCAGAUGGUAGCGCUAACCCUAGGAAUAUGGUGUUGGUAAAAAAUACCAUUGAUGUUUAUAGACUAUGGUUAACAAAGUUUUCAAUACAUGAACAAGUCAGAAGUUUUGACAUAAACAGUGGUAGAAAUGGUGAUACUACAAAUAGUAGCAAUAGUAGUAGCAGUUGUGUGAAUAAUGAAAAUCGUAGUAGUAAUAGUAGUAGUAGUUUUGACAAUGACAGACUGAAUAAUGAAGAAGGGAAAAAUGUGGAUCCUAUUAUGAAAGACAUCUACUACGUGAAUGGAAAAAAAAAAAAAAUUCCAUUAAAUGAGCAAGAUUCUUCAAAAACAGAUGGAAGAAGGAACCACUGGUCUACUACAAUUACAAAUAGUAAAAUGGAAAAGUACGAAUUGAAUAACAGAAACAAACAAGAGGCUGAACCCAUUUCACAUAAGGACAAACCCGAAAAUUAUUUACUUGUAAAAGAUGCUAAAGGGAUGAAAUAUGGUCCCUCGAAUGAAACACAUUUUAGGAACGGAGAUGAAAAGAUAAAUACAAUUGUAGCAAAUAAUAAUAUGAUAAAUUUAGAAUUAAUUAAAAACAGGAUAAAAAUAUUAAAGUGCUUAUUAAUAUUACUAAGUUCAUAUAUCUAUUAUGAUGAUAAAAAUUAUUUAAAGGAAAAAAAUUUUUUUUUAUUUCUUUUUACAAGUGGGGAAGUUUACUUUACUGCUAAUUUUUUUUUAUCCUUAUUAACCGUCAUUUAUGAUAACGAAUUUAAUUAUUUUAGUUUUUACUUUUAUAAUGAUACAUAUUUAGAAUUUUAUAAUUUAUGUAUCCAUACUUUAAAUAUAUUGAUUGAUUUUAACCCCUUUAUUUUGAGGGAUAACAAAAAAGUACAUUACAUGAAUAGUGCGGUUAGAUACUAUUAUAAGUCAAGAUUCAGUAUAGAUAAAAAGGAGAAGCAUAUAUAUAGUAAUACAGAUAAGGAAGAGGAACACGAAUCCGACUUUUCUAACCCUCCUAAGGAAGAAAAAGAAAACAAAGCAGGGAGUAAAAAGAGCGAAAGCAGUGUAUGUACACCUAUAAACGAAAAUGUAUGUUAUUUUAAUAAUAUAGAAACAGAUGAUACAUUACCCUAUGAAAAUGAGAAGAUGGACACUGGCAGCAAAGCUGUAAGACGUAGUAGUAAAGAAGAAAAGCAAUGGAAAAGCCAAUUGCAUACCAAUUUAAAGCAACCAUUGCAGCAGCAGGGGCAAAUCACAGAUCCAGGAAGUUCCACUAGUUUAAGCUCGGCUUCCCUGGAUGGCAGCUUUGCAUAUAAUGACUCGUUUGAAGAAUCGUGCUACUCGUCUGAGAGUGAUAAUAAUGAUAUCGAGAAAUGUGCUUGUACUAAUAAAAAGAGCAAAAAAAAAAAAAAAAAAAAAUUUUAUAAAUUAGAACAAGUUUUGAAAAAUAAAAAAAAAUAUCUGAAGGAAUAUAACCAAAAGGAAGAAGAGAAACAUAGUGAUAAUUAUUAUAUAUAUGUAAAAAAUAAAAAGGAAGCAAAAAAUAUGCAAUGUAAUAACGUUUUUUUAGAAAUGAUCCGUAAUUUAGAAUUAGAUAAUAUGCAGUAUAUUUACAAAGGGACUUUAAAUAUAUUAAUAAGUUAUAAAUUAUAUUUUGAAAAUUUUAAUGAAAAUAUUUUAUUUAUAGACAGUUACUUAUGUUUAUUAUGGCAUCUGAUGAAUAAUAAUAAACUUUUCAUUAAGUAUAUAAAAAAUCAUAAUAGCAGUAUAUUUUUAUUUUACAUACUUUAUAUACUACUAUGUUUUAAUAAUCAUAGAAAAAGAGAAAUGCAAAGACUGGCAGAUAGUAGAAAACGUGAAGGAAUGAUAACCACUGCUUUAAUGAGUAGUGGGAUGAAUAUGACCUCUUCAAACAAAAAAGAAGAAAAUGAUGAAAAGGAAAAAUUUAUUUAUAAUAAUGAAAAUUACAAUAAAUCGAAUAAAUGCGAUGAAUUUAAUAUUCGAAAAAUAGAUGGAUUAAUUUAUAUUUGCUUAUUCAUAAUAUUGAAAAUAUCCUCAAAUUCAGCUAUUUGUAAAAAUUUAAAUGAAAAAUAUGAUCAAAAGAUAAAAAUAAAUUUUCUUUUAAAAAAUAUAUCUCAUUUUGAUACAUAUGUAGAUUUCUUAGUAUACGUAUUAUAUAUGAUAGUAAAUGAUAAUAUAUAUUUUUUAAAAUUUGAAAGAAUUAUAGAUAUGUCUAUUACAAUUCUUACAAAUAUGAGUGUUUAUAUUAAAUCUAUGAACACUUAUUCUUGUGAAUACAUAAUUAGUAUUUUGAAAAAAAUUUUAAAAAAGGAAUGGAUAUUGUCGUCUCAACACCAUUAUUAUUCCUUAUUUCUUAUCCUGGAUUUUAUAAAUAAUAUUCUGUCCCAUAAUUUAAAUGAUAACUAUAAUUUAGUUUAUAUGAUCAUAAAGAAUAAGGACGUUUUCUUUUCUAUUCAUAAUUUGGAUGAAGAGUUAAAAAAUAAUUAUUUAUUUGACUCCAACACCCCAACUGAUUAUUGGGUGCCGACCCAAAGUUGGCUAGUCAAUUGGAAAAACAAAUUACCGCUCCAUUUUAUCAACAGCAUAAUUUACGACUUGGCAAUUUUGAUCGAAGAGGAGUGCGAUGAAAAAGAAGUCCUGGAUUACAACGAAGUUGUCAACCUAAUUAAAAAUCAUUGCUCAACAAUAAAAAAUAAAAAAAUUCCUUUCAUAAUUCGAAAAUAUGAAAAGAAUAUGCUGCUGUCCAAAUGGGUUACUAGCUACAUAUAUUUUCUCCUUUUUUUCCAUAUGUACAAAGAAAAUCUUUUUAUAAAUAAUGGAAUAAAGUUUAUAUCAUAA